AUGAGACUGCCUGAUACAAUCAGAUCGCGGAUGAUAAUACCUGUAUCAAAGAACACUUACUUUAACACAAAAUGGACUCCGGUUUCUGCCCCGCUGUGUGCCUAUGACAUGCUGUUUCAUCCACCUGACUACAAUCCUAAAUCUUCAAGGUCGGAUCGUCAAGAACCAAAAAUCAUAAGGCGAAAUAUUUGGCAACAAGAGACAAAGAAGACAAUAGCUUCUACAAUUCACUUACAAUAUGGACGGCCUGCGUGGAAACCUUUUGACCUACCCACUAAACUAUUCGUUAGAUCUCAAGUCAAGAACGAGAACCCCCACAUGCGCAUACACCAUGCGUUAAAAUGGGCUACAAUACUUUGCGAUGGAAAACCAAGCCUCUGUGAUUAA
Molecule: messenger RNA, 387 nt
Organism: Arctia plantaginis
Lineage: Eukaryota; Metazoa; Arthropoda; Insecta; Lepidoptera; Erebidae
Source: the annotation of a GenBank genome assembly